This is a messenger RNA of Lathyrus sativus (Indian pea), 435 nucleotides long. NCBI's taxonomy places the organism in Eukaryota, Viridiplantae, Streptophyta, Magnoliopsida, Fabales, Fabaceae. The record is from the annotation of a GenBank genome assembly.
AUGGGUUCAUCUUGUUUUUUCUUAAUAUGUGUUCUUCAUUCAACAAUUGCUUUAACAUGUGGAUCAUUGAUGGUUUUUUACUCCAAAGAGAUACAUGUGUUAGGACAUGGAUCAAAGACAGCAAUUAACCUUCAAGGGUCAACACCACAUGAUCAGUUAUUGAUUCAAACAUCAGAUUCCUUCUCUGGAUUGUUGUUGUUCACUAUUGGAUUUCUUGUCUUCAUGGUUGCUUGUGUUAAGGAUAUGGAGUUUCAAAGUUUCUUUGCUAAAGGGUGUGUGUUGCUUCAUAUUUCAAUGGCAGUUUGGAGAUUUUACUUUGUAGGUAAGGUUGAAGAUCUUGCUUGUGGUUGCUUAAGACAUGUUGUUGGAGAUAUUGCUUUGGCUAUUUCUUGGGUUUAUUUUCUUGUUUAUGUGUGGAGGGAGAAAUAUGAUUAG